UAUUAAUCUAAACAAACGGAGAAGAAAGAAGUCAGAUCUCUCUAAUAUAUAUCCAUGGCAUUUCAUAUUCAGUUUUCUUCACUCUUGAUUUCCACAAGCAAUUUUAUGAUCAGCCGACCACGAGCAUGUCUUGCUCCAACGUCAGUUUCAAGACUGAGAAGCGGAGUUGCUUCUUGUCCAGUUCAAUGCGUUGCAGAUAUUACCAGAAUUUCUAACGAUGAAAAAAUUAUUGCUCGGCGAUCUGCAAACUACCAACCUCCUAUUUGGAACUUCGACUUCGUGCAGUCACUUCAAACUCAAUACACGAGAGAAUCAUACGCAGAACGAUUCGAGAACUUGAAGGAAGUGGUAAGAGAGAUUCUCAGCAAUCUGGAAGAUGACCCUUUAGCCCAACUUGAGCAUAUAGAUAUGCUGCAAAGACUUGGAAUAUCUUAUCACUUUGAUGAGGAAAUAAAGUGUGUGCUAGAAGAAAUAUACAAUAAUAAUUCCAAGAAGAACAAUGAUCUAUAUGCCAUUGCUCUUGAAUUUAGACUCCUACGACAACAUGGGUAUUCUAUGCCUCAAGAGGUCUUCAAUGCUUUCAGGGAUGAGAUGGGGAAUUUCAGUGCUGAUACCGUGGCGAUGCUGUCUUUAUAUGAAGCCUCAUUUCAUAUGAUUAAAGGUGAAAGUAUUUUGGAGGAAGCGCGAGACUUGAGUAUCAAAUGCCUCGAGGAAUACAUAAAGACGAACAAAGUUCAAAACGAUGUUCUUUCUCUACUGGUAAGCCAUGCAUUGGAGCUUCCACUACAUUGGAGAAUGCCAAGGUUGGAGAGUCGGUGGUUCAUCGAUUUGUACGAGAGAAGACACGACAAGAACCCAUUUUUGCUUGAGUUUGCUAAACUAGAUUUCAACAUUGUCCAAUCUACCCACCAAGAAGAUCUGAAACACGCGUCCAGGUGGUGGAGAAAUACAGGCCUAGAAAAGCUUGACUUUGCAAGAGAUAGGUUAGUGGAGAAUUUCUUAUGGACGGUGGGAUUCGCAUAUGAGCCUCAAUUUGGCUACUACAGAAGAACAGGUACCGAAGUAAUUGCCUUCAUAACGCUUAUUGACGACAUAUAUGAUGUUUAUGGCACACUUGAUGAAUUGGAGCUCUUCACGAAUGCUGUUGAGAGAUGGGAUACAGACGCUAUGGAUGAACUACCAGACUACAUGAAGAUGUGUUUUCUUGCUUUCUACAAUUCCGUAAAUGAUAUGGCAUUUCAUUUGCUCAAGGAACAAGGGAUUCACAUUAUUAAGUACCUUAAAAAAGGGUGGGCAGAUCUUUGUAAAGGUUUUUUAGUCGAAGCAAAAUGGUAUUAUAGUGGAUACACACCAACGUUCCAAGAGUACAUUGAUAAUGCGUGGAUUUCAAUAUCAAUACCGAUGAUAUUGGUCCAUGCUUACCUUUUCGCUGCAAAUCCAACGAAAGAGGCAUUGAAUUACUUGGAAGAGUAUUCGAGUAUAUUCCGUCACUCGGGAAUACUUUUUCGACUUCUAGAUGAUCUUGGAACGUCGUCGAAUGAACUCAAAAGAGGCGACGUUCCUAAAUCAAUUCAAUGCUACAUGUACGAAGCUCGUGUUUUGGAAGAAAAGGCUUGUCAAGAUAUAAAGUUAUUAAUUCAUGAAAAAUGGAAGCACGUCAAUGAAGAAAGAGUUGCAGACUCUCCCUUCUCAAAGACAUUCAUUGAAAUUGCAAUGAAUGUUGUCAGGACGGGACAAUUUUUUUACCAAUAUGGGGAUGGAUAUGCUAUUCAAGAUCGUGAAACAAAGGAGCAUAUCGUUUCAUUAUUUGUUGAUCCCAUUCCUCUCUAGUCCAUGGAAAAGCACAGAUUAUCAGCAUAAUUUAAGUAUAUCAUGUCUUCUUAAGUUG
Morus notabilis is the source of this 1888-nucleotide messenger RNA. RefSeq names its product terpene synthase 10. The coding region runs from base 55 to 1830 and encodes 591 amino acids. The transcript is spliced from 7 exons. Gene Ontology annotation, molecular function: magnesium ion binding; terpene synthase activity. The record is from RefSeq and is a predicted model, not a curated record. Gene Ontology annotation, biological process: diterpenoid biosynthetic process. NCBI's taxonomy places the organism in Eukaryota, Viridiplantae, Streptophyta, Magnoliopsida, Rosales, Moraceae.